Pleuronectes platessa (European plaice) is the source of this 1579-nucleotide messenger RNA. RefSeq names its product RNA-binding protein Nova-1-like. Lineage: Eukaryota; Metazoa; Chordata; Actinopteri; Pleuronectiformes; Pleuronectidae. Gene Ontology annotation, molecular function: mRNA binding. The record is from RefSeq and is a predicted model, not a curated record. Gene Ontology annotation, biological process: mRNA splicing, via spliceosome; regulation of alternative mRNA splicing, via spliceosome. Gene Ontology annotation, cellular component: cytoplasm; nucleus.
GAGAAGGUGCGGGAGAUGCCUCAGAGCACCCAGAAGACCGAGCCCGUGAGCAUCCUGCAGCCGCAGACCACCGUCAACCCCGACCGCAUCAAACAGGCCAAGCUGAUCGUCCCCAACAGCACAGCGGGGUUGAUCAUCGGUAAAGGUGGAGCCACAGUCAAGGCAGUGAUGGAGCAGUCUGGGGCGUGGGUUCAACUAUCCCAGAAGCCAGAGGGCAUCAACCUGCAGGAGCGCGUGGUCACCAUCAGCGGGGAGCCCGAGCAGAACCGCAAAGCCGUGGAGAUCAUCGUCCAGAAGAUCCAGGAGGAUCCGCAGAGCUCCUCCUGCCUCAACAUCUCCUACUCCAACAUCACAGGGCCGGUCGCCAACUCCAACCCCACCGGCUCCCCGUACGCCAACUCCACCGAGGUCAUGCCGUCUGCGGCGGCGGCUGCGGCAGCUACAGCCUCCUCUCUGCUCGGCCAGGCCGGCCUGGCAGGCGUGGGGGCUUUCCCGACCACCAUGUCCAGCCUCUCAGGCAACGACCUGCUGACCAUCACCUCCGCCCUCAACACUCUGGCCAGUUACGGCUACAACACCAACUCCCUGGGCCUGGGGCUGAACCCCGCCGCAGCCUCAGGGGUGCUAGCAGCCGUAGCAGCUAACGCCAAUCCAGCAGCAGCCGCCGCAGCUAAUUUGUUGGCGUCCUAUGCCAGUGAUGCAUCAGGAAACGUUCACCAAGCCAGUAUGCAAGGCUUCUCCCUGGGAUCCCUGGCAGCCGCUACAGGGGCCACCAACGGCUACUUAAGUGCAUCGCCACUGGUUGCAUCAUCACUACUGGCCGCGGAGAAGCUAGGAGAAGGAGCAAAGGAGGUGGUCGAGAUCGCCGUGCCAGAAAACCUGGUGGGAGCCAUCUUGGGGAAAGGAGGGAAGACGCUUGUGGAGUACCAGGAGCUGACCGGCGCCAGGAUCCAGAUCUCCAAGAAAGGCGAGUUCAUCCCCGGAACUCGGAACAGGAAGGUGACCAUCACGGGUUCUCAGCCCGCCACGCAGGCCGCACAGUACCUGAUCAGCCAGCGAAUCACCUACGAGCAGGGGGUACGCGCCACCAACCCACAGAAGGUGGGCUAAACCUGACAGCCAAUGAGAAACGAGGAGGAAAAGAGGAAAAAAAAGAGUGGGGGCUUGGGGGAGGAGUGUAAAAAAAGUGAGAGUGAGAAUGGAAAAAGGAGAGGAGAGCAAGAAUGUCGGAAGGAAACGUCCGCGCCAUUUUCUUCUGCGUGUUUUCAGUAUUUCUUUAUUAAAAAAAAGUUUUGACGCGGAGCAAAAAUGUGCCGAGAAGACGAGGAAGGAGAGGAGCGAGUUAUCACGCUGAAAAACCAAGAAAAAAAUGUGUAAAAUGUAAAUAAGGUUUUAUUACUUAACGUCUUGACCUUUCGGGAUUUUUUAUUGUUUUGUUUGUUUGUUUUGUUUUUUUUCUUUGUUUUUGUUUUGUUUUGGUAAAUUAAGCUGUUUGUUCGUUUGUGUAUUUUGUGGACAAAGCUGAAUGCCAUGUAGACAGGCCGACUGCCUGAGAGGCUACAGGAAGUGGGGGGAGGGA